CUGGAUGCGUAGACGGCAGAGGUAUAUAAUAAGGUAGUAGAAGGAAAGCGAGCAGAUCCAGAUCCCACCUCCAUUCCAUCUCUACCUCAACAGAUCUCCCUCUCAGGUCUCAGUACCACGCCGUGCUUGCUAAUUGCAACUCCAUUACAAUGUCGAGAAGGCCAAAUACAUCUCGCCGUCUGAUGGAUGCUGGGAGCCUUCCAUUUGUAGGCUCCCUGCAUCCCAAAUCACGCCCCUCUCCUUUUUUGUCUCUAGGGCUUGUGGUUGUGGGUGCAUUGCUGAUUAUUGGCUAUCUACACAGUGGAUCAGGUGGAAGAGCUGGAUUAGAAGCGUAUAACAGACUCGAAGGCGGUGUUUCAUGUACAUUAGAGCUACAAAAUGCAUUGCCUGUACUGAAAAAAGCAUAUGGUGAUAGCAUGCACAAAAUAUUGCAUGUGGGCCCCGACACCUGCUCGGUAGUGUCCACAUUGUUGAAAGAAGAGGAUACUGAAGCGUGGGGAAUUGAACCAUACGACUUAGAUGAGGCCGAUGCCAACUGCAAGAGUCUUGUACGGAAAGGCAUAGUGCGUGUGGCUGAUAUCAAGUUUCCUCUUCCUUACCGUGCCAAGUCAUUCUCCCUUGUCGUGGUGUCAGAUGCCGUGGAUUACUUGUCCCCGAGAUACCUUAACAAGACUCUUCCACAAUUGGCUAGAGUGGCUGCUGAUGGUUUAGUCAUAUUAUCCGGUUAUCCCGGUCAGCAAAGAGCUAAAGCGCCAGAGAUGUCUAAAUUUGGGCGCCCUGCCAAAUUGAGAAGCUCAUCGUGGUGGAUAAGGUUCUUCGUUCAAACGAGCUUAGAAGAGAACGAAGCUGCAACAAAGAAGUUUGAACAAGCGGCCGCCAAAAGAUCUUACAAGCCAGCCUGCCAAGUUUUCCACCUGAAGCCACUCCACUAACGAUGCCUUAGCAAGCGAGGAAGCAUUAUCGCCCACAGGCCGGCCACAGCCUGUUAAAUUAUUUUGACGAAAUUACAGUCUCUCCAGUUCUGCAAAAGCUAGAUCUGCUGUUUAAGAUGGUAUUGGUUUGCUGCAUAGAUUGUUCUUUUGAUAAUUGUAAAAGAAAAAUAAAACUAGUAAUUUAAUUCUUUUUUUCCCCCACUUUUUGGGCAUGUACUCUCAUUGACAAUAUUUAUAUAGUUGCUGGUUUUGCCUAGAACUUUAUUCCA
Molecule: messenger RNA, 1201 nt
Organism: Ipomoea nil (Japanese morning glory)
Lineage: Eukaryota; Viridiplantae; Streptophyta; Magnoliopsida; Solanales; Convolvulaceae
Exons: 7
Coding region: 150-932 (260 amino acids)
Biological process (GO): pectin metabolic process
Molecular function (GO): methyltransferase activity
Source: RefSeq, a predicted model, not a curated record